AUGGUCACCACCAUAGAUACAGCAAAGGUUACGGGCGCAGACGUCCUCCCCGAUACGCCUAUCAAACGAUCUGCGCCUUCACAUGUCAAGCGCAGUCGCAGCACCAAUCGCGACUCGCCACCACCACCGACUCUUCAACCUCUUGCUCCUAUUCGAAUACACGUCAAAAAGAAAUAUCGGCAUGUCGCUGCUGCGCAUACGAAGCCACAAACAUCAUGUCUCAGUCACGACUCGGAGGCAAGCCCAAGCUUUCUCGGUUUUAGGAAUUUGAUGAUCAUUGUGCUGGUUGUUGGGAACCUGCGAUUAAUGAUCGAGAAUAUUAAGAAGUAUGGUGUAUUAAUAUGUAUACGAUGCCACGACUAUCGACGGCAAGAUCUUAUGCUCGGGGCCGCCCUAUACUUUCUAAUCCCAUGCCAUCUCUUCGUUGCGUACGUUAUCGAACUGGCUGCCGCCCAACAUGCAAGAGCAUCCUUGAAAGCCCAUAAAGGGCGGAGCGGGGUAGCUACACCUGGAGGAAGCUAUGUUGCAUCGGACGAGGAAAAGCGACGCUUCAGUUCGACAUGGAAGUUAAUCGCUUGGAUACACGGCAUCAAUAUCACAUUCUGCCUACUCAUCACCUCUGUCAUUGUCUAUUUCUUCAUCCACCAUCCCUUAAUUGGGACAUUGAGUGAAAUUCACGCCAUUAUCGUAUGGCUGAAGACUGCAUCCUACGCGUUCACGAACCGAGAUCUCCGGCACGCAUACUUGCAUCCCUCGAAGCGGGAAGAAGAUGCUCUUCCCGAGAUAUAUAGCAAGUGUCCAUACCCUGAGAAUGCCACACUCAGCAACCUCACGUACUUUUGGUGGGCGCCAACCUUGGUGUACCAGCCCGUAUACCCAAGGACAGACAAAAUUCGAUGGGUAUUCGUUGCCAAGCGUCUCGUUGAAGUCUUUGGGUUAGGCGUGUUCAUGUGGAUAGUCAGCGCGCAGUAUGCUGUGCCAGUCCUACAAAACUCAUUGGAUAAAAUGGCAUCCCUUGACUUGCCAUCCAUCCUGGAACGGUUGAUGAAAUUAUCCACAAUAAGCUUGGUGAUCUGGCUAGCAGGGUUCUUCGCCCUGUUCCAGUCAUUCCUAAAUGCAUUGGCGGAAGUCAUGAGAUUUGGGGAUCGGGAAUUCUAUACGGAUUGGUGGAACAGCCCCAGUCUUGGAGUUUAUUGGAGGACAUGGAACAAGCCUGUUUAUCAAUUCAUGAAACGGCAUGUUUUCUCGCCGCUCAUUGGGAGAGGUUGGAGUUCUGGUUCGGCUAGUAUUGCUGUAUUUGUAUUUUCGGGAGUUUUACACGAAUUGCUCGUAGGAAUACCGACGCAUAACAUCCUCGGUGUUGCCUUCCUAGGCAUGGUUGCCCAACUCCCACUUAUUGCAAUGACAGCGCCACUAGAGAAAAUGAAGGGUAUUAACGGGAGGGUGAUAGGAAACUGUAUAUUUUGGGUUUCAUUCACGCUUAUUGGACAGCCUCUGGGAGCUCUGCUCUACUUCUUCGCCUGGCAAGCCAAGUAUGGCAGCGUUAGUCAGAAUGCUGUGAAACCAUAG
This is a messenger RNA of Venustampulla echinocandica, 1569 nucleotides long. RefSeq lists its product as uncharacterized. The transcript has 4 exons. Gene Ontology annotation, molecular function: diacylglycerol O-acyltransferase activity. Lineage: Eukaryota; Fungi; Ascomycota; Leotiomycetes; Helotiales; Pleuroascaceae. The coding region runs from base 1 to 1569 and encodes 522 amino acids. The record is from RefSeq and is a predicted model, not a curated record. Gene Ontology annotation, biological process: triglyceride biosynthetic process. Gene Ontology annotation, cellular component: endoplasmic reticulum membrane.